Molecule: messenger RNA, 2890 nt
Organism: Closterium sp. NIES-65
Lineage: Eukaryota; Viridiplantae; Streptophyta; Zygnematophyceae; Desmidiales; Closteriaceae
Source: the annotation of a GenBank genome assembly
AUUUGCCCAAAACAACUCCUUCGAAGGCCCUCUGCCGAUCUACUUUGGCCGCAUGACCCAGCUUCAGGAGCUGAAGCUCUAUUCCAACCCCAUGGGAGGGUCGCUGCCGGAGUCCUACUCGCAACUCAAGAACCUCACCCACCUGCAUCUGGAGGACAUGGGUCUGUCAGGCCCCAUUCCUGACUCAUGGGGCAACAUGGAAAAUCUGCAGUACUUCCAUUUGAGUCGCAACGAUAUUUCAGGGGUCCUCCCCACCUCGAUGAAUCAGCUCACCAACCUCAUUGAAUUCUCCAUCUAUCGCAAUCCGCUGCUGGAGGGCAAGCUGCCGCCCUGCUGGGCCACCGUCCAGUCCCUCGGCACUCUCUCCCUGCUGGGCACCAAGCUGCGCUGCCCCGCGCGCCCCGCCGACUCCUGCUGCCCGGGGUGCCUUCAGAGCGACCUGCCCUUCUGCUCCCUCCUCUGCCCCGACUUCUGCCAACAAUGCAAACCACCCCGUAACCCCCUCUCUUACUGCCAACCACCGUCUGUAACUGCUCCUUACCACAUCACCUCCUCCUCGUCACAUCACUGCCCCAUUCUCCAGGGGACCAUCCUGGUUCUGUUCCUGUCUUUGUCUGCUACACAUUUUCUCUCCCUUUUUACCCCUUAUUUACUCAGCAGCAACAAUGCUCACUCGUGUGUUACCCCCCACCACCCCAUUUGUGCCAUCCACCCUCUUCAUCUGCCCUGCACUGCCCGCCCGCCAGUGCUGUCUCCAGCAGGCAUAGCAGGCGUGGUGGUGGGGAGCGUGGUGCUGCUGCUGGUGGUGCUGCUCGUAGUGCUCUACGUAUGGUACUACUACUGGGGACCUGGCAGCCGCAAGGGUGAGUGGGUGGGGCGAAGGAGAGUGAGGUGCGGUGGUGAGUGUGGUGGUGGGGAUGUGCGUGGGGUGGGCUGGGGGUCGCUGCUGGUGGUGGUGCCGCUCGUAUCGCUCUACAUGUGGUAUUCCUACUGGGGACCCGGCAACCGCAAGGGUGAUUGGGAUGGGGAGGGUGAGUUUAGGGGGAGGCUGAGUGGGGUGAUGAGGGUGAGUGAGAUGGGGAGUGCGAUUGGAGUUAGAGUAAGCACAGACGAGGUUGCUCAUCUUCCCUCCCCUCUCUGCUUCCCCGAGCUCUCCUCCUCCUCCCUCCCUCCCACUGUGCUCCCCCGCCCUCUGUGCCCCCCCCUACCCUCUCACCCCCUUCCUCCUCCCCUGCAAGCAGCGUGGGAGAGGGAGCUGCAGCAGGGCUUCAGGAGGUACACGUGGAGGGAAGUUAUGGAGGCGACCAACCAGCUGAGCCCCGACAACCUUCUCGGCAAGGGCGGCUUCGGCUCCGUGUACUGGGGCGUCAUAGGCGGGUCCCAGCAGAGCGGGUGGAGCACAGGGGUGUGGAAGCGAGCUGAGGCCAGCUGGAAAGCAGCAAGCAGCGGCAUGCACAAGGGGAGUGGGAUGAGCGGAGGGAGUGGGACGACGAAUGGGGGGAGUGGCACAAGUGUAGGGAGUGGGACAAGUAAGGGGAGCGUUACGAGUGCAGGCAGCAGGAACAUUGCUUCUGUUGCUCCUGCGGACGGCAGUGCCCCAGGGGUGGGCGGCAGUGCUCCCAAGGUGGGCGGCGGUGUGCGUGUGGUGGUGGGCGGCGGCAUGGAGGUGGCGAUCAAGCGAGCAGCUGUUGUGGAGCGAUCGUCCAACGUCGCCACCAUGUUUGAAGAAGAGGUGAAGGCGGUUUCCAAGUUGAGCCACAAGAACCUCGUGCGCCUCCUCGGCUACUGCAACGAGAGCAACGAGCAGGUGUUGGUGUACGAGUAUGUGCCCAACGGAGACAUCAGCGACCAUCUGUACGCCAAGUUCCAAGGGCACCUGCUGACCUUCGAGGAGCGGCUGGACGCUGCUUUGGGGCUGGCGGAGGGGCUCAAGUACCUCCAUUAUCAUGCAGAGAAGCCUAUUGUGCACCGCGACAUCAAGCCCUGCAACGUUCUGCUCACAGAGGAGUACCAGGUGAAGAUCGCCGACUUUGGUUUGAUACGGUCGCUGCAGGAGGGCGCGGAGCAGGAGGGCACGUUCACGCGUGUGGCGGGCACGAGGGGGUAUCUGGACCCCGAGUACAUGACGUGUGAAAAGCUCUCCACAGCGAGCGAUGUGUACAGCUACGGUGUGCUGCUACUUGAGAUGGUGACGGGGCGGCCAGCCACGGAGAGUGACCCAAACGACCAGAGCUGCCUCAGGCACAUCACCUCCUGGGCGGUGCCGUACAUAGAGCGCGGGGAGAUCCGAGAGAUAGCGGACGCGCGCAUUGCCUCGCCGCUCAACCUGCCCUUUCUGCUGCAGAUGGCGCGCACCGCCGCCCUCUGCGUGCAGCUGCCGUCCACCCGCCGCCCGGACAUGGCUGAGGUGGCGCGCGUCAUGCUGGACGCCCGCCGCACCUUCCAUGCCGCCGCCGCCGCCGCUGCUGCCGGCGCCGCUGCCCUCGCUGCCACUGGUGGUGCUGGCGGGCCGGGGGUGCAUGGAGGAGGAGCAGGAGCAGCUGCGGCAACGCACGUUUCAAGAGGAAUCCUGGGUGGGGGAGGGGCGCUGGGUGGGGGAGGGGCGCUGGGUGGGGGAGGGGCGCUGGGUGGGAAGGGGAGCCCCCGAGGAGCAGAGGCGAGGAGGAGUGGGCUUGUGGGUGCCAGCGGCAGGGCGUUGGGGAGUGAGAGCAUGAAGAGAUGGGUGCAUUACUUCGGCGGCGGGGGUGGAGGGCGGAGCAGGCAAGAGAGUAAUCGAAUUGAAGAGAUUGUCCCAGAGACUGGCUCAGUGAAGCCCGACAGUGGAUAUACGGUUACCACUGGUAACACAACAACCAGCGACUCUGCUAGUGGAGAUAGAGACGUACCGUGA